Molecule: messenger RNA, 1893 nt
Organism: Lottia gigantea (owl limpet)
Lineage: Eukaryota; Metazoa; Mollusca; Gastropoda; Lottiidae
Exons: 2
Coding region: 1-1893 (630 amino acids)
Biological process (GO): positive regulation of DNA-templated transcription
Cellular component (GO): nucleoplasm; chromatin
Molecular function (GO): ubiquitin-protein transferase activity; zinc ion binding
Source: RefSeq, a predicted model, not a curated record
AUGGCCUCACUGUCUACCGGAUCGGAGUAUCAUCUCACUUGUGGAUUAUGCUGCCAAGACUUUGAUUCUCCCGUGACUCUCAAGUGCCUUCACAGUUUCUGCCAGUCGUGUAUACAGAGUUAUAUAGAUAAAAGGAGUAAAGAAGUAGAAGCCGAGGGAUGUUUUCUGUGCCCUGUUUGUGAUGAGAUAAUUCAGAGCCCCUGUGAUACAUUACCUAUAUCUAGAUGGGCUGAAAAGUUACCAUCCAGUCAAUUUUUGAAAUGUUUGGCUGAUACAAUUACUGGUAAAAGUUCUGGUGAUUUAUGUGCUUUAUGUUCCGAUGCUGAUAAUAUAGUUAAAGCUACAGUGUGGUGUCAAAACUGCCAUGAUGGGUUAUGUGAUAACUGCUCUGUGGUUCAUGGGAAAAUGAAAGUGACCAAAACACACGGUACUGUUCCAAUAAGCAAAGUGUCUGAACAGGAACGUAAUAAAUCCGGAAAUCCUAUUUGUUUAUCUCAUCCAGAUCAUUGUAUAGAGUUCUACUGUGAUCAGUGUUGUGUAACCUUGUGUCAAACGUGUGCUAUUGUAGCACAUAGAAAGUGUAAAAAUAUCGAAAGUGUAUCGAAAGUUGCACGGACAAGUCGUUCCCAUCUCCAUCAAUCACUGAAUGAAAUCAAAUCACAUGUUAUAAUGGCGGAGAAAAAUUUAGCCGAUCUACAAAUCAAAACUAAUCAACUUGAGGAGAGUAAACAUAGAACUGACCAGGCAAUUAAAGAUUAUGUUAACGAUAUCAUAAAGACAAUCAGACAGUCCGAAAGCCGACUACUUGAGAAAUGCGAGAAAGAGUAUGAAAUAACAUCGGGGGAGUUGAUAACCAGACAGACCACAAGUAAGAAAACAUUCACAGCUUUAAGGCAGGUAGAGAAAUUUAUUGCUUCUGUAAUUACGAUGGGUUCAGAUACAGACAUAUUAAACAAUACACAAUUAAUCGAAAUACAGAAACAUCGUCUGUUAAACAUAUCUUCUGCAGAUAUCAAUCUACCCAUCUGCGUCGAUGUGAAGUUUGUUGAAAAUCAAAAAUUAUCUUCUGUGGUAGAGACUGAGGUAAUUGGAUCUAUCAAACCACGCUCUUCCUAUAAACUCAUGAGAUUAGAAACUCAUUUAGAAGGAGAAAAUAAGGGUGAUUCUAGUGCCAUAGAUUUAGUUAUCGUGACGGUCAACAAUCAGUGUAUUCCCAUUGUAGUCGAUGGCACCAAUAACUGUAUUAAACUUCUGUCUAAUCCUCCUCGGAAAAUAACAUUACGCAAUCCAAGACGAAUCGAGAAACUGAACAACCAAACAGUGAUAGUUACAGCCAGUAAACAUGUUAUGUUUAUUGAUGUUAUACCUCAAUUUCAAGUAAGUAGAAUGGUAGAAACACAAUCUGACUAUACUGGAAUUGCUGUAAUUGGUACCAACCGUCUGGCAGCUAGUAGGUCAUCGUUCUCUGGUGGGUGCUUUAUUGACGUCAUUGACUUCUCUGGUACCGUGUUACAGAAACUAGUAUUAAAAGAUUUAUUGGAUCCUAGCUAUUUAUCGGCAACUUAUAGCGGAAAUAUUCUCAUAUCAGAUUGCAAAUCUAAAGCCGUAACAUGUUUAACUCAUACGGGAGAAAUAUUGUUCACUUAUAGAUCUGAUAACGGAGAUAAGCUCAAACUUCCUUACGGUGUUUGCUCUUCAAUAGAUGAGUGUAUUUAUCUAGCAGAUUACAAUGGUGCUAGAGUUCUUAAACUGAAUAAAAAUGGAGAAUACAUGGAGGACUGCUUAACAAAAUCCCAUGGUAUAGAUAGACCACGAGGGGUGGCUUUUGAUGAUAAUGAUUAUUUAUAUGUGUGUCAUUGCAAAGGUUGGAUCAAUGUUUUCAGAAUAUCAUAA